Corapipo altera (White-ruffed manakin) is the source of this 599-nucleotide messenger RNA. RefSeq names its product UPF0577 protein KIAA1324-like. The record is from RefSeq and is a predicted model, not a curated record. The transcript is spliced from 3 exons. Lineage: Eukaryota; Metazoa; Chordata; Aves; Passeriformes; Pipridae. The annotation marks the transcript as partial. Gene Ontology annotation, cellular component: trans-Golgi network; lysosome; extracellular exosome. Gene Ontology annotation, biological process: positive regulation of vacuole organization; autophagosome assembly.
GACCCCCUAAACCCCAUUAAAGCCCCUUUACCCCCCCAGAAAACCACGUACGUGUGGCGGGAGCCACGGCUGUGCCACGGGGGGGUCGCGCUGCCCCCGCAGGAAUCGCGGCCGUGUCGGAGCGUGGAUUUUUGGCUCAAAGUGGGAAUUUCCACGGGCACGGGCCUGGCCGUGCUGCUGGCCGUGCUCGCCGCCUAUUUCUGGAAGAAGCCCCAAAGGCUGGAAUACAAGUAUUCCAAGCUGGUGAUGGACGCGGCGGCGCGGGAGGGAGAGGCGGCGUCCCCCGACAGCUGCGCCAUCAUGGAGGGCGAGGAUGCCGAGGACGAGCUGCUCUUUGCCACCGAAAUGUCGCUUUUUGGGAAACUUCGGGCCCUGAAGGCCAAGCGGAUGCCAGACGGGUUCGACUCGGUGCCGCUCAAGAGCUCGUCCAGCAGCAUCGACCGGGAGCUGUGACGGGGCAGGGUGGGCCCCCUGUGCCCCCCACCCCCCACCGUGGCCUUAGGGACCCUCUUGGAGCUGGAGCUCCCUCAUGGCUUUUGUACGUCGUGUCCCCUCGUAUCCCCACCCCUGUGACCCCCCCCAAGUGCCCCAAAAUGCCA